AUGGCCUCCAAGACUUACAACGUCGGCGUAAUCGGCUACGGCUUCAGUGCCAAGAUCUUUCACAUUCCCUUCGUGGAGCAGAUCCCCGAGCUCAAGCUUUACGCCAUCGUGCAGCGCACUCCAAAGGCCGGCGAUGAUGCGGAGAAGGACCACCCUGGUGUCAAGUCGUGCCGUACUGCGGAUGACAUGGUCAAGGACCCCGCAGUCGACAUCGUGAUCGUGACCACUGCCCCGGACUCGCACUUCGACCUGUGCAAGCUUGCCCUGGAAGCUGGCAAGCACGUCGUCUGCGAGAAGCCCUUUACCCCCACCCACAAGGAAGCCGAGGAGCUCGUCGCCAUCGCCGACAAGCAGAACAAGCUUCUGGCCGUGUACCAAAACCGCCGCUGGGACGCCGACUUCGUGACCCUCUCCAAGCUUGUCAAGAACGGUUCGCUCGGCCGCAUCUCCGAGUUCGAGACUCACUUUGACCGUCACCGCCCCGAGGAGCCCGCCGCCGAGUCUCACAAGUGGAAGAACAAGGUCAUCCCCGGUGGCUCAGCCAUCUACGACCUAGGUACCCACCUUCUAGACCAAGCCGUGCACCUCCUCGGCCUCCCCAAGCGUGUGACAGCCUUCAUCGGCUCCGCCCGCGCCAGCAACAGCACCGGAUUCGAAGACUCCUUCACCGUCCUGCUCCACUACCCGGACAACCUGAUGGUCACCGCCAAGGCGACCGUCGUCAGCCCCGAAGACGAGCAGCUUCGCUUCUGGGUCCGCGGCGAGAAGGGCAGCUUCAAGAAGUUCCACCUCGAUAUCCAAGAAGACCAGCUCAAGGCUGGUGUUAUGCCCCAGGAUAAUGGCUAUGGUCGUGAGCCCAGCGAGCGAUACGGUACCCUGACGACCAUCCAGGAUGGAAAGCCUGUUAAGGAGGUUGUUCCUACCGUUGAGCCCCCUACUUAUACCGAGUACUACCGCAAGCUUGUUCGCGCUCUUGGUGGCGAGGGUGAUUUGCCCGCCAGUGGCGCUGAGGCUAGUCAGGUUAUUCGGUUGAUUGAGUUGGCUCGUGAGAGCUCCAAGACUGGCCGGACUUUGGAUGUUUAG
This is a messenger RNA of Penicillium atrosanguineum, 1083 nucleotides long. RefSeq names its product putative NAD binding Rossmann fold oxidoreductase. The coding region runs from base 1 to 1083 and encodes 360 amino acids. The transcript has 3 exons. Gene Ontology annotation, molecular function: nucleotide binding. The record is from RefSeq and is a predicted model, not a curated record. Lineage: Eukaryota; Fungi; Ascomycota; Eurotiomycetes; Eurotiales; Aspergillaceae.